AUGUCAUACUAUUUCACUAUCCUCUCGCCAACAGACACGCCGAUCUUCAAUAUUGCAUUUGGCACAUCAAAAGGUGGUGGCGAUGGCAUUGCGCGGUUUCGCUUUCCGGACACAGCACAGUACAUGAACCAGUUCAUCAUCCAUUCCAGUCUGGACAUUGUAGAGGAAGCUCAAUGGACUAAUGGUGGAAUGUAUCUCAAGCACAUCGACACCUAUCCCCCCGCCGCAGCCUACAUCUCCGCCUUCCUGACGCCGAGCGGCGCUCGCUUCCUUCUCCUCCACCAACCUCCACAACUACCAAACUCUGGCAGCAGCGGGGGACUCGGAUCAUCGUCUUUGCUAGGAUCAUCCGGCAAUCUAGUUGCACGAGGCUCAACAAGCUCCAUCGCGGCGAACCCAACCUCUCCGCAGACUGAGGAGGCCGUACGCCAGUUCAUGACAGAAGUCUACGAGAGCUAUGUAAAGACGGCCAUGAGUCCGUUCUACAAGCAGGGUAUGGAGAUCCGGAGCCCCGUGUUCAGGACGAGAGUCACUGCGGCGGGGAAGAAGUGGCUUUGA
Messenger RNA from Penicillium daleae, 558 nucleotides. RefSeq names its product TRAPP subunit TRS20. The record is from RefSeq and is a predicted model, not a curated record. Gene Ontology annotation, cellular component: cytoplasm; nucleus; TRAPP complex. NCBI's taxonomy places the organism in Eukaryota, Fungi, Ascomycota, Eurotiomycetes, Eurotiales, Aspergillaceae. The transcript is spliced from 2 exons. Bases 1 to 558 code for a protein of 185 amino acids. Gene Ontology annotation, biological process: endoplasmic reticulum to Golgi vesicle-mediated transport.